UAAAACAACAUUUGCCCCUGUGAUAAUGUUAGAAUACGCUGUAUGUGCUGCUUUUUCCUGCUAGGACUUAGAUUUAAGGUGUAGUUCUCUCUGAUUUUGUUUGCUAACACUGAGGUGAGACUUCAGAGUUUUCUGUGUGACCUCUGACUCCUUCGUUUGCUCUGAGACAUUCCCGAUACUUUCCCACUGAACUGAACAAUGUGCUAACUUUAAUAAAUCACCUUAAACACAGCCCUUCUUCAAUCUGCUCUGCCCCAUGUGGAUGUGUAACAUUGUUGAUAUCCUGUAGCCUGUUGGCAGUGUCCUCUCAGAGACAGACAGAGAGACAGAUGUCUGACCUUUCUCUCUCUCUCUCUCUCUCUCUUUUGCUCUCUCACUCUGUCUCUGCCUCAGCACAAAUUCUGGCUUUUUUUUACAGGAACUAUUAGCCAGCACUGAUCGACACGAGUCUUACACUCAAACACACCCACACUUGCAAGUAUCAUCACAUCGCUACACACACGCACACAAACACACACACACACAAGGUUCUGGAUCUCCUGCAGUACCAGAGGACGGAAGAAGGUGGAAGAAUUUUGGCCUCGAGUCCUGCAGCCGCCUUCAAACCACUGGGAUGAGGUGGUGGCUGGUAGUGGCCACUCUGUGGCUUCUAGUGGCCAUCAACAUCGCAGACUCCCAAGCCAAGGGCAAACUUCGCAACCAAGACGGUGAGAAAAGGAGGGAGGGAGCGAAAAGGAAGAAGGAAGGAAGAGGACAUUUACAGAACAAGACAGGACGGUCUAAACCUCUGAAGAUCAGGCUGGUCCCUGGUCCUAAUGUUCCCAUUGAAGCCCCGGUUGACCAAGGAAACAGUGCGUCCUCGAAGCCACACAACAAUCUUCAAGAAAAACACUCGACCUACAACAUCAUCCCAGGUAAGCAGGGCCACUGUGUGUACCGGGGUAUAACCCUGUUCGACCAGGCCGUGUGGUCUCCAAAGCCCUGUGUGACCUGUCUGUGCACCAGAGGGCGAGUGGUUUGUGAUGAGGUCACAUGUCCCGUCGUGUCCUGUCACUUCCCUUUUAUUCCUUCUGGGGAGUGCUGCCUUGUCUGCAUGGAGCCAGCAACCCACCACCCUAAACCUGCACUCAAUCCUGACCUCAACAUUGACCUUUCUGGUGACUCCCCAGUUCCUAAUGACCCUGGUGAUUCUGUGACCCCGCUGACCCAUGAAGAGAUCCAACGAAUUCUCCGGCGUGAGGAAGAGGAGCACAGAAAAGAGGAGGAGCGUCUAAGGAAGAAGGACGAGGCAAGGAAGAAGAGGAGGAAGGAGAGGAAGGAGCAGGAGGAGAGACAACGAAAGAUAGUGGAGGAAAAAAGGAGGCAAGAGGAGCAGGCCUUGAGGCUCCAGAUAGAGAAGGAGGAGGAGGAGUGGCAGAGACAGAUGGAAGAGCGAAAGAGGCAGGAGGAAGAAAGGAAGCUGCAGGAGGCGGAAGACAAGAAGAGGAAGGAAGCAGCUGAGAGAGAAGCAAGGGAAAGGGAAAGGAAACUGGAGGAAGAACGACGAAGGCACGAAGAGCUCCUUAGGGAGAAAAUAUGGACUUUGGAAAAUGAGGAUGAAAAAAUGUGGCCGGAGGAGGCAGAGGAGGAGGAGGAAGAGAGAGUGUGGCUGAGAGGAGAUGUGUUUCAGAUGCCUCCAAAAGAACCUGAAGAACCAGACCUUAUUCCUGCUCCAAUCCCCAAACCCCCGGUGGAGAUAGAGCAUGAGCUGGAGCUGGAGGAAGGAAAUGAGGAUCCGGAAGAGGAUGAGGAAAGGGAGGAGGUGCAGACAGUAAACAGAGGAGGUCUUCCACCAGGCUGUGACAUUUCAGAUGUCACUGUGACGUGUGAGAAUGCCAAACUCCUUCACUUUCCUCCAAUGUCUAUUCCUGAGCUUACAUCCCUGAGUCUGGAGGGUAACAACAUCAGCAGCAUCCCAGCAGGAGCUUUCAAUGGUAUUCCCAACUUGGAAUGGAUCAACUUGAAGAAAAACAAACUCACUUCUGCCAGUAUCGACCCGAUGGUCUUCAAAGGUCUGAAGAAGCUGCGGCGUCUCUACUUGGAUGGGAAUCUUCUAGAAUACCUGCCCUCUAACCUUCCCCCCACAUUACAGGAACUGAAGAUUAGUGAGAAUAAGCUCAGAAGGAUCGAUGAAAACAGCUUCAAAGAUCUGAGCAGCCUGGUGAUCCUGGAACUGGAAGGAAACCUGUUAAGCGAGGGACAUGUAGAUCCUUUGGCCUUUGCUCCCCUCGUCCAACUGUCCUACCUCAGACUGGGCAGGAACCACUUCCGCACCAUACCACAGGGCCUGCCCGCUUCACUCCUGGAGCUGUACUUGGAGAACAACAUGAUUGAAGAAAUCUCAGAGACUGUUUUCAAUCAGACCAGAAAUCUCAAUAUGAUUUCUCUGAGACACAACAGACUGGAUGAGACCAGAAUUGCACCACUGGCGUGGUUUAGCCACAGAAAUCUGGAGUCCAUUGACCUUUCACACAAUGACCUUUAUCUGGUUCCUUCCUACCUGCCCACGUCUCUGGUUCAUUUAGUGCUAGUUGGAAACAAAAUAGAGAGGAUACCUGGUUACGUCUUUGCCCACAUGGACCCUGGUCUGGAGUAUCUCUACCUAUCCUACAACAAACUGGAUGGGGACGGAAUAGAACCAGAGUCGUUCUUUGGCACAUAUCAGUCCAUGGUGGAACUAUGUCUGGACCACAACCAGCUGGUCAACGUACCGUCUGGGAUCAACGAGAUGACUAACUUACACUUUCUCAGACUCAACAACAACAAGAUCAGAAGUGUCCCUGACGAAGGCAUCUGUGACCCAAACUACCACGGAGAUUCCACUCUGGUGACACUGAGGCUGGAAAACAACUACAUUGACCCCUUGAAAAUCUCACCUACAGCCUUUUCCUGUGUACGCUCCUCAUCGAGUGUCACCCUAAAACCACAGAACAUUGUCCGCACGCCACAGAAAACCAGACAUUAAACACUUGACCAAAAGAUUUAGAGGAAAUAAAAUCAAAUCGAAUCCAAAGCUUCCCCUAACAAAUACACUACUCUCACCAGAGGACAACACAUUAGGCCUGGUGGACAAAAAUAAAGAAGGGGAAAUAAAAUGCAUCAUUCAUUUCAUUUGCCUUAUGGAAAAUCCUGUCCUGUUGAAAUGUCCUGGCUCUUAUACACUUUCCUACUAAGUUGUUGCAGGGCUGAAGUUAUGGAGGUAAAAGAACAUGUUCGCAUGUUCAAAAUGAAAGACAUCUGUCUCCUUUUGAGAAAUGUUAAACUACCUAAACUGGGGGUUGGGGUCGGAGGGUGGAGGUGGGAGGGGGGUCCUAAACGCUAAUAAAGAAAUGGAAAGAAUUCUAUAAAAUGAUACCACAAGCCUCAGACAUUUUUUUUAAAAACAACCUCAGCACCUUUACGUUCCAUUGCUCAGCUCAAUUUCUUCCAGUUCCUGCCAUAAAAAUCUCUGACAUGGAAAAGAGCAGUUACAGAAAAUCACAUGAACAUAUGCCAUAUCCUUGACAUUCAGAGUGUUUCAACUGCUAAGGGUUAAAGGAUUAACUUAAAGUGAAGGUUUGGUAGAGGAUACAUCCUUGUAAUGGAUGAAGCAGUCGUAGGUGUAAAGACAUGUUUGCUGUUUUCUUUUUGUGCAUUCUUUCCACAGUUAUUAUGCUUAUGUAUGUGCAAUAUGGAGAAACAUUUAAUUGGCAAUCUCUCCUAAUCAAACAGAGCAAUAUUCCGUAAAAGGCUGCAAUUUAUUAUUUUCACUAACUGUUCAUUUCAGCAGUCAACAGAAGGUUCGUUUAAGAUUUAUAUGGAUGAGUAAUAUUGAUGUAGUCCCAGGAAACACUUAAUAAAACGAAUAACAAUGAAGAAACCCCAGAUGAGUUGUGAUGUUUGAAGCCAAACAGGUUCCUGAGAGCUUUUGCUCACACUAAAUCUUUACUUCACAAUUUCUGUCAGUGUUUGCUGGCAAAUGAAACAAGAAUAAUUUGUCGACACAAUACAGCAGUGAUUAAUGGUGUAAUAAAAACAAAGUAAAUCAACUUGGAUCUGGUAAAAACAACAUUUUUUCUAAAAAGUGAGAAGUCGCAACCUUUAGUGUAUACUGUUUUUUUUUUUUUUUGACUGAGCAGAAAGAAUAUAACCGAGGAUUUAUUGCUGUCCUUUCAAGUUAUUGAUGUUUUACUCCAGUCAAUCCAGUCUCCUCACAGCUGGCUGGCCACUGUCUGAUUUAUAUAAUGAAUGUCUAUGAUCAUAAGGUUUUGAAAAUGCCUUAAAGCUACAGCUAAAAUUAAGACUAUGGUGUUGUGUUAUGUUAAAAUGUGUCAUGCAGAUCACCACAAAAAAAAACAACUAUUUCAAUAAAUAAUCGCCCGCCUCCGCUCUGCUGAAAGGAAAUCUCAGCUGCACACAAAGAAAACUCACAGUUCUCAUUGUUUCUGGAGAAAAAUGUCUUGUGAACAGCGUGACUCAACUGCUAAAAAAGCUGUCUGUUUUUGUCGUUCAAUAAAUAUUCCUGUGGCCACAAAAAAAGGCAGUUCAGAUUGAACCAAACAAAAAAUGAUGUUUGGUUCAAUAUUGUGAUGCAGAUAAACAUCCGCGUGGUCUGAAUGAUCAGUAUGAAAAGUUGUCAUCAAUAAAAAACUAAUAUAAAUAAAUAUGAAUACACAAAUACAUGGCCAAACUGGAUCUUAGAAAGUAUACAUCAAUCAUCUGAGAACUGCAGUCAAUUAAAAAAAAGAAAAGUGUGAAUGAUGCAAAGUUUGGAAUCAGGCGAGGCAAGCUGCAUAUUCCCAUCUGUAAAACAGAGGAGGGUCUGUCUGAGACACGUGUUGACACUGAACGCAAAUACUUGACCUGUGAGGUUCACGAGCUACAUAUCCAAACAGUAUUGGAUUAUUAGCCAGUUCAGGAAUUUGUGCCAGCAGUAGAAAUAUUCAAUAAGGCC
This is a messenger RNA of Cynoglossus semilaevis (tongue sole), 4972 nucleotides long. RefSeq names its product extracellular matrix protein 2, female organ and adipocyte specific (gene ecm2). NCBI's taxonomy places the organism in Eukaryota, Metazoa, Chordata, Actinopteri, Pleuronectiformes, Cynoglossidae. The record is from RefSeq and is a predicted model, not a curated record. Gene Ontology annotation, molecular function: protein binding; heparin binding; collagen V binding. Gene Ontology annotation, cellular component: extracellular matrix. The coding region runs from base 614 to 3004 and encodes 796 amino acids. Gene Ontology annotation, biological process: positive regulation of cell-substrate adhesion; extracellular matrix organization. The transcript is spliced from 12 exons.